UUCGUAAAAUAACAUAACCAUGCCACCAAAAAAACCAGCUGCUGCAGGUGGUGGUAGUAAGAAGGCAGAACAGAAAAAGAAAGAGAAGGUCAUUGAGGACAAGACAUUUGGUUUAAAGAAUAAAAAAGGGGCGAAGCAGCAGAAGUUCAUCCAACAAGUAGAGAAACAAGUCAAAAGUGGCGGCAUCCACCCUGCCAAGCCCAUGGAAGACAAAAAGAAGGAUAAAGAGACAAAGAUGAAAGAGCAGAAGGAGUUAGCUAUGCUUUUCAAACCUGUGCAAACACAGAAAGUUGAAAAAGGUACUGAUCCCAAAUCUGUAGUGUGCGCAUACUUCAAGCAGGGCCAGUGUACGAAAGGCGACCGGUGUAAAUUCUCGCACGACCUUACGAUUGAAAGAAAGGCAGAGAAGCGUUCGUUGUACGUGGACAUGCGCGAUGACGACGACACUAUGGACAACUGGGAUGAAGACAAACUCAAAGAGGUUGUGGAGAAGAAACACGGAGAUGACAAAUCUAGGCCCACUACUGACAUUAUAUGCAAAUAUUUCCUAGAAGCUGUAGAGAAAUCCAAAUACGGUUGGUUCUGGGAGUGUCCUAUGGGUAUCAAAUGCAUUUAUAGGCAUGCGCUGCCUCCAGGCUUCGUAUUGAAAAGGGAUAAAAAGAAAAUGGAGGAGAAAAAGAAUGAAAUUUCGCUGGUAGAUUUGAUAGAAAGGGAGCGAGCAGCCCUCGGCCCGAAUCAGACGAAGAUCACGUUGGAAACCUUCCUCGCGUGGAAAAAGAAGAAGAUUAAGGAGAAACAGGACGCCCUAGCGCAGGCCGAAGAGCAGCGUCGCACGGACUUCAAGGCGGGCCGCGCGGUGGGCUUGUCCGGGCGGGAGAUGUUCUCCUUCGACCCUGCGCUGGCAGCCGACGACGACGAGGAGGGCGACGAGGCCGUCGAUCUGCGCACCUACGGCGGCGAGGACGACGAUCACACGGAGUACCGCGAGGUGCAGCUGGACCUCAUCGGCAUGGAGGCCUCUGAGGUGGACGAUUCGGGCACAAAAGCACAAGAAGACAGGCUUCAGCAGCUCAGUGCAGGUCUUGAAAACGGCAAAGAAGAGGAAGCUGAUACCGCCGCAGCGCCCAUCAACGAGAGUCUUUUCCUCGAUGAGGACCUGGAUGAAGAGUUACAGAACCUCGAUCUUGAGGAUUAGGAAUAGUGAGAUACAUAGAUGUGGUUUGUGUUUGAGCAAUAAGAUUGUACUUUCUCUCUUAAGGCUGUCGUCCAAUUAACGCCUCAGUACACCUUUCGGCUAACCCGUAAUCUGUCUGAGAAGUUUAACGGAUGUUUCGUAGAAACUUAGGUUUAAACGGCAACACUGUAAAAUUUUGACAGUUAGUUGAAAAAAUGAUUUCAAUAAUAAUAGUAAAGAGCUUUUUUUUAUCAACAUUGAAAUAACAGUUUCGCCUGAAAUAACAUCUUGCAACCGUAAGAUGUAAUCAACAUCUAGAAUGGUAACACUGUCAAGUUUGAUAUUAAAACUUGGACUUUAAUGGCAACAUUCUCAAAAAUGUGACAGAUAACUAGUAGAAAAGUGAUUUAAACGG
Molecule: messenger RNA, 1589 nt
Organism: Hyposmocoma kahamanoa
Lineage: Eukaryota; Metazoa; Arthropoda; Insecta; Lepidoptera; Cosmopterigidae
Product: zinc finger CCCH domain-containing protein 15 homolog
Exons: 7
Coding region: 20-1195 (391 amino acids)
Biological process (GO): cytoplasmic translation
Cellular component (GO): cytosol
Molecular function (GO): metal ion binding; mRNA binding
Source: RefSeq, a predicted model, not a curated record